Molecule: messenger RNA, 2630 nt
Organism: Spea bombifrons (plains spadefoot toad)
Lineage: Eukaryota; Metazoa; Chordata; Amphibia; Anura; Pelobatidae
Gene: NOM1
Product: nucleolar protein with MIF4G domain 1
Exons: 11
Coding region: 105-2546 (813 amino acids)
Biological process (GO): ribosomal small subunit biogenesis
Cellular component (GO): nucleolus
Molecular function (GO): RNA binding; protein binding
Source: RefSeq, a predicted model, not a curated record
CAAUAUGGCGGCGCCCAGCACAGGCAUGGGUUCUGUGUAGGGAAAGUGCCGGAGCAGAUUAUUUAGAGACUGGUAUGUGUAGUCGGCUGUUUAAAUAGGAUAACAUGAAACGCAAGGCGCAGGGCCGCCGUGGCCCCGAACAGAUGAAAAAGUUAAGGUUAUCAGUUCAGGAGUUUGUGGAGAAAUCUGGGGGUAACGCUCCGGUACCAGAGCCUGGGAGUGAGGGACCCCCGGGCGGGAGGGUGAAGAGCCGCAAGGAGUUAAGGAAGGAGAAACGGAAGUCCAAGAAGAUGAGGAAGAAACAGUAUUAUGAGCGCAGGCACUUGGGGACCCCUGGGGAGCAGGUGUCAGCUGAAGGGGUUAAGCCUGCGGACCCUAAAAAGGAGCAGCCCAAGGAGGAUAAGAAGGUGACCAAAGAGGUGAAAAAGCCACAGCCGGUUCAAAAAGAACCCAAAAAGAAAAAGAUUAGCAAGGAAGAGUUGAGGAGGAAAGCUCUGCUGGAGGCCAAUGAGAAGGAGGAGAAAGAGAUCAAGCGGUUGGAGAAGAGCCUUAGAAUGAACAAAAGGAAAAAUAAAAGUACUUUACCCCAGUCAUUCACACAGGAUGGGCUGGAUUACAUUUUGGGGGCUCUGGAGCCCGGAGGCUCCGUGUCUGGUUUAUAUGAAGAGGAGGACGAAGAGGCCAACACUGCAGACAAAAUACACAAACUGUCAGAGAAUGCGUAUGAUGGAGACUCAGCAGAAGAUGAUGAUAAUGAUGACGAGAUCAUUCAGGGCCUUGAGGGGGGGGAGUCAUCUGAGGACAAUGGAUCCAUGGCCAUUGAAUCAGGAGAAGAAGAAGAAGACAUGAACCAGGAGUCAGAUGGUGAAGCUAAAGAGGAGGAAAAUGAAGGCUCUGAUGAGGACCCUGAUAUUACUCAGGGAUCAGACGGUGAGCAAGAGACUCAAAAGAGCGCAGAAGGUGCUGGCAAUAAGUAUGUCCCUCCCCACCUGAGACAGUCUUCCGAAUCCAUGGAUGCCAAAAGAAAGGAAGAACUAGAGAGGCUGAAAAAGAGCGUGAAGGGUUUGAUGAACAGACUUAGUGAACCGAACAUGGCGUCUAUCUGUGGCCAGAUGGAGGAGUUAUAUAUGGCCAACAGUCGAAAGGACAUGAAUGAAACUCUGACGGAUGUCCUUCUGAAUGCCUGCAUCACCCCGGCCAGAAUGCCGGACCGCCUGAUGAUGGAGCACGUGCUUCUGGUCAGCGUCCUGCAUCACACAGUAGGGAUUGAGGUAGGGGCUCAUGUUCUGGAAUCUGUCGUUAAACGGUUUGACGAACUCUAUCAAGAAAAUACAGAAGGGAAAGAAUGCGACAACCUGAUCUCCUUCGUUGGGCACCUCUACAACUUCCACGUGAUCGGGUCCGGCCUCGUGUUUGACUUGCUGAAGAAGUUUGUGGUAGCGUUUACGGAGCGGGAUGUAGACUGGGUCCUGCUCUUGCUGAAGAACGUAGGCUUUUCGUUGAGGAAAGACGACGCUUUGGCCUUAAAGGAACUGAUAAGCGAGGCUCAGACUAAGGCCAAUGACGCCAGCAAGAAGUUCCAGGAUCAGACGCGGGCUCGGUUUUUGCUGGAUACGAUGCUCGCCCUAAAGAACAACGACAUGCGCAAAAUCCCUGGCUAUGACCCGGAGCCGGUGGAGAAACUGAGGAAAUUGAUGCGCUCCUUGGUACACAGCAGUGCAUCCGGCAGCGACCCGCGCCUUCGAGUCUCGCUGGAUAACAUUCUGGAUGCAGACAAAGUUGGACGAUGGUGGAUUGUUGGAUCUUCGUGGAGUGGGGCGCCAAUGAUUGGCUCUUCUGCAGCUAAGCCUCAGCAACUCCCUAUUGGAAAGGUAAGCGCAAAAAUCAUGGAGCUGGCACGGAAGCAGAGGAUGAACACGGACAUCCGGAGGAAUAUCUUUUGUGUUCUGAUGACUAGUGAAGACUACCUAGAUGCCUUUGAGAAAUUACUGAAACUUGGACUAAAGGACCACCAGGAAAGAGAAAUUGUUCACGUCCUCAUCGACUGCUGCCUACAGGAGAAGGUUUUUAACCCUUUCUACGCCUUUCUAUCUAGCAAGUUCUGCGAAUAUGACCGGCGUUUUCAGAUGACAUUCCAGUUCAGCAUGUGGGAUAAGUUUAAAGAUUUGGAAAGCCUGUCCGCCACGACAUUUGCGAACUUGGUUAAUCUUCUGAGUCACCUCAUUAAAAGCAAAUCCCUCCCGCUUUCUGUUUUCAAGGUCAUAGAGUUUAGCGAGCUGGAUAAGAUCAGAGUGUCUUUCCUGCGUCUCAUUCUGUACAAGCUGUUGAUGGAGACAGAAGAAGAAGACUUGGCCCAGAUAUUUGGAAAGGCGUCUGAGAAUACCAAGCUCGGAAUGCUGCGUGAGGGGUUAAAACUUUUCAUUACCCACUUCUUGCUGAAGAAUAUUCGGGCUCAGAAAAGCGCAGAAGAAGCCGAUUUGCUCAGUCAGAGGGCAGACUUGGCCGUGAAGGCUUUACAGGCCAAAGAGAACAAGUUGCGGCUAUAAAGCUAUAAACUCUUACAAAAUGUUGCCCAAUAUGCAAAUGAGUUGCGCUUUCUUGUAGUAAUUUGCAUAAGGUGCCACAGGGUG